Radiomyces spectabilis is the source of this 2278-nucleotide messenger RNA. Its product is annotated as major facilitator superfamily domain-containing protein. NCBI's taxonomy places the organism in Eukaryota, Fungi, Mucoromycota, Mucoromycetes, Mucorales, Radiomycetaceae. The transcript has 6 exons. The record is from RefSeq and is a predicted model, not a curated record. Gene Ontology annotation, molecular function: transmembrane transporter activity. Gene Ontology annotation, biological process: transmembrane transport. Bases 407 to 1918 code for a protein of 503 amino acids.
CGCUUUCUCUUUUAGCUGGUUUUCUUUAUUGAAUCACACCCUGUCCAUGGCAUCUUUGACCCGAAAUUUCAGAAGAUUGUCCAAUUCAGAGGGUGAUGAUGUCGCAUUGUUGGAAACCGAUCAUCGACGAUUGGCCCAGUCCGAUAGCAGUGACAGCAGCAGCACCGAUGAGGAGAUCCUUGACGGCUUGCUAUCUAAAGUAGGCUAUGGCCGUUUCCAGAAAAAGCUAUUGGUAAGCUUGCCCCACUACCCACGUCAAGUGGCUAUUUUCGUCAGACCCUUUUUUUUCCCCUCCUCCUCCGUGUGUGUUUUGUAAAGAGAGACAGACUGUUAAUUGUUGAUUGAUUGAUAUAAACGAUCCUAUAAAAAAAAGAUUCUAUGCGGAUUUGGUUGGUUAGCAGAUAAUAUGUGGCUUCAGGCUGUCGCUAUCACGCUACCCCGCGUUCAACGGCAUUUCGAUGUGUCGAAUCAGUGGAUCGGGAUCUUGUGUAGUGCUCUGUUCACGGGCAUGACGUUUGGGUCGUUCUUCUGGGGUACCUACUCGGAUUCACGCGGACGAAAGAUUCCCUACACAAUGACACUGCUUAUCACUUCUUUCUUUGGUAUCUUGUCCAGCUUUGCUUUCAGCUUCUGGAGUUUAUGUGUGUUGUUGUUCUUUCUGGGAUUUGGCGUAGGCGGAAAUAUGCCCACCGAUGGCGCUCUGUACCUUGAAUUUCUUCCAAAAGAGUAUCACUAUUUAUUGACCUUCAUGUCGGUGUUCUUUUCAUUUGGCGCCGUAUUGGCCUCUGUUCUGGGGUACAUUAUUUUGCCGUCCACGAGUUGCCCUGAACCUUCCAUCACCGAUCCCAAUCCGGCCUGUGAUGUAGCGACUCAAAAUAUUGGAUGGCGUAUUCUAUUAUUCAGUGUGGCCGUCAUUACCAUGCUAAUGCUGGCCGCUCGGUCUUUAUGGCUCAAACUACCGGAAACCCCGAAAUACUUGCUCAGCAAAGACCGCAUCAAUGAAACCAUCAUUGUGCUGCAAGAUAUUGCUCGCAUCAACGGAGAGACCGUCAGCAUUGAUCGUUCCGAUCUUCCCAAUGGGGUGCAGCGAGAUAAAUCACGCUUACCACCGACAGAGGCUGCCGAAGAAGAGGCGUUCCUGCAAGUGCCACAUGCCGAAGGAGGCGAAGAAGGGUUGACUCAUCCUCAGCACCGACGAUGGUCGUCCGAAUAUCAAAAUGGUGGCUACAACGACCAUGAACCUGAAGACGAUGAUGCGGUCACGGAUAAAAUGUUAUCAGAACUCUACGAUACACGGUCAAGGAACAGUCUGGCCAUCCUGUUUUCACCGAAAUGGCGUCGUACCAUUAUUUUGGUCUGGUGUAUUUGGACGUUUACUUCGGUCGCGUUUACCAUGUUCAACGUGCUUCUUCCCAAAUACCUCGAAACGCUCGGGUUUGAAGGCGAAGCGGCUCCUACCCUCAAAGACGUCUAUUGGGAAUACAUGAUUUAUUCCUUGGCUGGUGUUCCAGGCUCUGUGAUGGCUUCGUACAUGAUUGAAACACGACUUGGACGUAAAGGCACCAUGGCAUUAUCGGCGUUUGGAUCAUCAUUAUCACUAAUGAUUUUCUCCGCCAUUGAAUCACGUGUGACCAUGCUACUCUCGUCUUCGGCGGUGUCAUUCUUGGCGACCUUGCUGUAUGCGGUUAUUUAUGGGUAUACACCUGAAGUAUUUGACACGUCUGUGCGGGGCACAGCGGUUGGUUCUGCUUCGGGUUUGGGACGAGUGGCAGGAAUCGUGAGUCCCGUCAUUUCGGGCAUUCUGCUCACCAUUCGACCUGUAUUACCCUUAUACGUCAGCGUGGUCGGGUUCAGUAUCGUCGGUAUUUGCAUCUUAUUGCUCCCUUACGAAACCCGAGGCAGACCACAAGAAGACUAAAGAGAAAAAAAGACUUUCUCUUUUUUACCAUCCUAUUGGUGUGUCAUCCGACGACGAACGACCCAAUUAUCCCAUUCCUUCUCUAUUUCCAGACAUGUUGCGUUGUUCGCUACUUUUUCUCGUUUUUCUCUGUCAAUAUAUAGCUUGCAUUUGUUGUUUCCUUUGGCUUUGUUUUCAUACACUCUGUCUCUAUCUCAAUAGACCGUUUUCUCUCACUUUUUCGCAUGCUCCAUCUACUUCUCCUCCUCCUCCUUCCUAUAUUCGUUAUUGUACUUUCUCUCUUUUCCUUUGAUAUUUUUUUUCAGUAAAAUAAUAACACUCACAGGCGAUUGGGGUUGGUUUUCCCCCUCUCAGCAGACA